Phycodurus eques (leafy seadragon) is the source of this 2023-nucleotide messenger RNA. Its product is annotated as potassium voltage-gated channel subfamily C member 2-like. The record is from RefSeq and is a predicted model, not a curated record. Gene Ontology annotation, biological process: protein homooligomerization; potassium ion transmembrane transport. Lineage: Eukaryota; Metazoa; Chordata; Actinopteri; Syngnathiformes; Syngnathidae. Gene Ontology annotation, cellular component: neuronal cell body membrane; voltage-gated potassium channel complex; dendrite membrane. Gene Ontology annotation, molecular function: protein binding; delayed rectifier potassium channel activity.
CGCACAGCGCCACAACAAUGGGCACCGCGCGUUUGGCUUCCCGAAAGACCCGCAGGGGCGUCGAGCGCGUCCGAUCGGCGACCGAAGCGAGCCCGCUGGAGCUUUUUCGCUGACCGGCAUCAGGACCGCGGACCGCGCGCGCGCUGCCUCGCUCAACUUCCACCCGCCGCGUCUCCAUCGAGUCAUGUCUGAUCCGGAGCGAUGGGCAAGUUUGACGACAACGAGAGGAUAAUCCUCAACGUCGGGGGCACCAGGCACGAGACGUACAAGAGCACCCUGAAGACGCUGCCGGGGACGCGCCUGGCCCUGCUCGCCUCCGACUCUGACAUCGGCUCGGUGCUGGAUCAGCUGCAACAAGUCCCCGGCUUCAUCGAGUACAACGCGCGGACCAACGAGUACUUCUUCGACCGCCACCCGGGCGUCUUCGCCUACGUGCUCAACUACUACCGCACCGGCAAGCUCCACUGCCCGGCGGAUGUGUGCGGACCGCUGUUCGAGGAGGAGCUCUCCUUUUGGGGCAUCGACGAGACGGACGUGGAGCCCUGCUGCUGGAUGACGUACCGGCAGCACCGGGACGCCGAGGAGGCGCUGGACGUGUUCGAGCUCAACGUGGACAACGGGGAGCAGGAGGACGACGACGUGGGCAAGAGGCUCGGCAUCGAGGACGCGGCCGCGGAUGGGAGUGGCGGCCUGUGGAGGAAGUGGCAGCCGGUCGUCUGGAAUCUGUUCGAGGACCCUUACUCCUCCAGGGCGGCCAGGUUUAUUGCCUUCGCGUCUUUGUUCUUCAUCCUGGUUUCCAUCACUACCUUCUGUUUGGAGACCCAUGAGGCGUUCCACACUAUUAUCAACAAGACGGAGGUGCAUGCGGAACAGCAGCCUGCCUGAUCUGGGACACAGUACGAGAUAGAAACCGACCCCGCUCUCACGUAUGUGGAAGGUGUUUGUGUCUUCUGGUUCACCAUUGAGUUCCUGGUCCGGGUGACCUUCUGCCCAGUCAAGUUGGAAUUUGUUAAGAGUCUCCUCAACAUUAUCGACUUUGUGGCCAUUCUUCCGUUCUACUUGGAAGUAGGUCUGAGUGGCCUUUCCUCAAAAGCUGCCAAGGAUGUGUUGGGAUUCCUCAGGGUGGUGCGUUUUGUUCGUAUCCUGCGUAUCUUCAAGCUUACCCGUCACUUUGUGGGGCUUCGAGUGUUGGGCCACACGCUACGGGCCAGCACCAAUGAAUUCCUGCUGCUAAUCAUCUUCCUGGCAUUGGGAGUGUUAAUAUUCGCCACCAUGAUCUAUUAUGCCGAACGCAUUGGCGCUAAGCCCAACGAUCCCACGGCGAGCCUCCACACCAAGUUCAAGAACAUCCCCAUCGGCUUCUGGUGGGCCGUGGUGACCAUGACCACUCUGGGAUAUGGCGACAUGUAUCCAAAGACGUGGUCUGGCAUGGUCGUGGGCGCGCUGUGCGCUUUGGCAGGAGUGCUCACGAUAGCCAUGCCCGUGCCUGUGAUCGUCAAUAACUUUGGGAUGUACUACUCCCUGGCCAUGGCCAAGCAGAAGCUCCCCAAGAAGCGGAAGAAACAUAUUCCUCAGGCGGUGCAGGGAGGGUCCCCGACCUACUACAAAGCUGAUGUCAACACCACCUGCAACAGCACGCAAGGCGACUUGUGCCACGUCAAAGGCGGCAGGGUGCUUGAACGCAACCGCUCAGUUCUGUCGGCGGACUGUAGCGGGGUCAGCGACCUGACCAUGUCUCCAGAGGAGAGGGUCCCCAUGCGAAGGUCCAGCACCCGGGAGCAGGACCGCCGCAGUGGGGGGACAUGUUUCCUACUUGCUGCUAGCGAUUACAACUGUCCUGCAGAUGGAGGCAUAAGAAAAACAGGCUACGAGAAAUCUCAGAGCUUAAACAACAUAGCGGGCAUGACCGGCAUGGCUGCUAACGCCCUGAGGUUGUCCCCCGUCACCUCGCCCUACGGAUCGCCCUGCCCUCUACGGCGCUCCCGUUCCCCUAUUCCCUCCAUCCUGUGAGACGUCCAGCGUC